Messenger RNA from Abrus precatorius (Indian licorice), 765 nucleotides. Its product is annotated as putative expansin-A17. The record is from RefSeq and is a predicted model, not a curated record. NCBI's taxonomy places the organism in Eukaryota, Viridiplantae, Streptophyta, Magnoliopsida, Fabales, Fabaceae. Gene Ontology annotation, biological process: plant-type cell wall organization. The transcript is spliced from 3 exons. Gene Ontology annotation, cellular component: extracellular region. Bases 1 to 765 code for a protein of 254 amino acids.
AUGGAGAAACAAAUUUUCAAUGCUCUAAUAUUGCUUGUGGGGUUAUUCACCACAGAGCUUAGAGUAGUAUCCGCAAUUUGGCUGCAAGCUCAUGCAACUUUCUAUGGUGGAAGUGAUGCCUCAGGAACAAUGGGAGGAGCUUGUGGGUACGGAAAUCUCUACACAGAUGGUUAUGGAAUAAAAACAUCUGCAUUGAGUACUGCUUUGUUUAAUGAUGGCAAGUCAUGCGGUGGUUGCUAUCAGAUAGUUUGUGACGCAAAGCAAGUGCCUCAAUGGUGCCUCAAGGGUACUUCCAUCACAAUCACUGCUACAAAUUUCUGCCCCCCAAACUAUGCACUCCCUAGUGACAAUGGUGGUUGGUGUAAUCCUCCUAGACCUCACUUUGACAUGUCACAACCUGCUUUUGAGAUGAUCGCCAAAUACAAGGCUGGCAUUGUUCCGAUUUUGUACAGAAAAGUUGGGUGCAAAAGGAGUGGAGGUGUAAGAUUUACCAUCAAUGGGAAAGACUAUUUUGAACUAGUGCUUAUAAGCAACGUGGGUGGAAUGGGAGAGAUUUCACGAGUUUGGAUCAAAGGGUCUAAAGUGAGUAACUGGGAAACCAUGUCAAGGAAUUGGGGAGCUAACUGGCAAAGCUUAAGCUAUCUCAAUGGUCAGAGCUUGUCCUUCAGAGUUCAACUCAGCAAUGGAAGGACUCAAACAGCAUAUAAUGUGGCACCUUCCACUUGGACAUUUGGCCAGUCUUUCAUCAGCAAGGUUCAGUUCUGA